Messenger RNA from Doryrhamphus excisus (bluestripe pipefish), 3391 nucleotides. It is a transcript of the gene eml2, whose product is annotated as EMAP like 2. The record is from RefSeq and is a predicted model, not a curated record. Lineage: Eukaryota; Metazoa; Chordata; Actinopteri; Syngnathiformes; Syngnathidae. Gene Ontology annotation, cellular component: mitotic spindle. Gene Ontology annotation, molecular function: microtubule binding. Gene Ontology annotation, biological process: microtubule cytoskeleton organization.
UUUUUUUAGCUAACAGGCAACUCCAGUGAAAGUACUCUGAAAGGGCAACGCGGGAAGUGUGUCUCCCCUCAGCGUGUAACUUGAAGUAGCGGUCAGUGGGGGGGAGCGUGGACUGGCAGGUAAAGGUGCGAAGUGUUGGUCAGCGUGGGGUGGACAACAGCGAGGUGACGGAGGAGGGAGGAAGAAAGGAAACGAUGGAUAGAAGGAGAGAGUCGCAGAGGAUGAUGUCGUCGUGUGGAAGCCUGUACGACAGCACCAACCUGCUGCUGCAAUACUGCAACAACACCGACGACACCAUGUCGGCGGGCAGCAACAUGGACAUGGAGGACCGCGUGUCCCACCUGGAACAGAAACUGCAGCUCCAGGAGGACGAGAUCCAGCUGCUGAAGGCCGCCCUGGCCGACGCCCUGCGACGUCUGGGCUACUGCGAGGAGCACAGCCUGGCCUCGCAGGCAUCGGGUGCUCAAGCCGCUGGGAGGAGGUCCCUGGGGGGAGCCACUGCGACCCCGCCUACCAAGGUGCGUCAGCUGCUGCAGACUCUACCCUCCAAGCCGCUGAGCAACGGCUACAUGCAACACAAACGCCUCCUGUCCUCCCCCUCCUCUCCAAAGAAGGACGUCUUGCAGUCCAUCAAAAGGAAGAGCAUGUCUACAGAGCGCCUCACGCUGGUCAGGAGGGAGGCGGCAGCGGAGAGUCGAAGUCGAACUACCUCCUCCAGCAGCUCCUCAGGUGGCAAAAGUAAAUCCAAAGAAUGCACCUUCAAUGCAGAGGAUGGCUACGUCAGGAUGUUCCUCCGAGGUCGUCCCGUCACCAUGCACAUCCCAGACGAGCAGCGGGACAGCUACAGCCUGGAGCACAAGGUGGCGCUGCCAGACCGCAAGCUGAAACUGGAGUGGGUGUACGGCUACCGCGGGCGGGACUGUCGCUCCAACCUGUACUUGCUGCCCACUGGCGAGAUCGUCUACUUCAACGCCUCAGUGGUGGUUCUGUACAACACGGAGGAGCAGCAGCAGAGGCACUACCUGGGACACACAGACGACGUCAAAUGCCUGAGUGUGCACCCUGACAUGGUUACCAUAGCAACGGGGCAAGUGGCCGGAAAUACGAAAGAUGGAAAGCUGCUGGCGCCUCACGUUCGUGUCUGGGACUCUGUGAGCCUCAACACGCUCCACGUGCUCGGGAUGGGCGUGUUCGACAGGGCCGUCACAUGUGUGUCUUUCUCCAAGUCGAAUGGAGGCAGCUUCCUCUGCGCCGUGGACGACGCCAACGACCACAUCCUGUCUGUCUGGAACUGGCAGAAGGAGAAGCAAGUGGCCGAUGUCAAGUGCUCCAAUGACUCCGUGCUGGGGGCCGUCUUCCACCCCAUGGACGCCAACCUGAUUGUGACCUGUGGAAAGUCCCACAUUAACUUCUGGACUAUGGAGGGAAACACGCUGGCCAAAAGACAAGGACUCUUUGAGAAACACGAGAAGCCCAAGUACGUGUUGUGUGUGGCGUUUGCAGAGAAUGGAGACGCCAUUACUGGGGACUCCAGUGGAAACAUCUAUGUCUGGGCCAAAGGUGGUAACCGUAUCAGUCAAGUGGUGUCGGGGGCACACGAGGGCGGCAUUUUCUCUGUAUGCGUCCUCAAAGACGGGACCAUGGUGUCUGGAGGCGGGAAGGACCGCAAGGUGGUCCUCUGGGACCGUGACUACAGGAAGCAGGCGGAGAUGGAGGUGGGCGAGGCGUUCGGUCCGGUCCGGGCUCUGGCAGAAGGCAAAGCAGGCGAGCUCUUCAUUGGGACCACCAAAAACGCCAUCCUCAGUGCUGCCUUCCCUGACACCAUGACGGCCAUCGUGCAGGGGCACACAGACGAGCUGUGGGGUCUGGACAUCCAUCCCUGCAUGGAACAGUUUGUCACAUGCUCUCAGGACAAGCAGGUCCAUCUGUGGGACACCAACUCCCAUCAGCCUCUGUGGACCAAGACCAUCGAGGAUCCUGGGAGGUCUGCAGGGUUUCAUCCAAGCGGGGCGGUUCUGGCGGUUGGGACCAUGUCGGGAAGGUGGUUAGUGCUGGACACGGACACCCGGGACCUUGUCUCCGUGCAUACGGACGGUAACGAAAUCAUCUCCAACGUCAAGUACUCUCCAGAUGGCAACUUCCUGGCUGUGGCUUCGCACGACAACUUUGUUUACAUCUACGCCGUGACAGACAACGGACGCAAGUAUAGCCGUGUGGGCAAAUGCACCGGCCAUUCCAGUUUUGUGACCCACGUGGACUGGUCCACAGACAGCCAGAACCUGGUCACCAACUCAGGAGACUACGAAAUCCUCUUCUGGGAGGCACCCAGUGGCAAACAUGUGACCAACAUGGACGCCGUACGAAACCUCAAAUGGGCCACUGCCACAUGCACUUUGAGCUUCAACACCUUUGGAAUCUGGCCCGACGGCGCAGACGGCACGGACAUCAACGGCGUGUGCAGGUCACAUGGCGAAUCCCUGCUGGCCUCGGCUGACGAUUUUGGCAAAGUGCACUUGUUGUCGUUCCCCUGCUCUCAGCCCAGGGCCCCGGGUCACGAGUAUGGCGGCCACAGCAGUCACGUGACCAGUGUCGCCUUCCUCCACGACGACAGCCGCCUCAUCUCCACCGGCGGUAAAGACACCAGCAUCCUGCAGUGGGUGGUUGCCUAGGUAACUCGGCUACCAAGCCGCUAGCUCAGCCUCUAGCCCACCAGGGGGCAGCACCUCCUCCGUGCCUGCACGUUACUAAGACACACAUCACGCUGGAUACGAUGAAUGUUUGACGACGUUAUUAAUCUGGUGAAUGAAACCAUAUUUAAUGUAACACAUACACGAUGUCACCGUGAACUUUAGCAUUUAGCGCUAACUGUGCCUGAAACCCAUUCUGCCCACUGAGGUAUUUAGUUUCAUAUCACGCAAUGGCGCUUCGACUUCCAUCAUCUGUGCUGUGACACCACACAAGCGUCCUUCAGGUGGGUCUUUGCACCUCUGACAAACUGCUUCAUGUCCCGUUGGUGCGCGCUAGGCCCGCUUGCCUUCAUGCUGUAUCUUCUUCAGGUCCAAAAUAAUAAUAAUGAUGAUUGUCAAUUUGUACACAGUGCUGUUUGUUGGGUACUAGGUGGCGCUGCAGUGCAAUGAUUGCAUGAGUUCAGCCGCCCUUCUUCAUAGAUUCAUUAGAGUUAAUAUAUACUAUAUAUAAAUACAUAUGUAUGUCAUGCAGUAUAUCUGAGUGGCUGUGCUAUUUUAAUAUUUAACUCCUAAGGCUUAUUAUCAUUGUUGUAAUGAUUGUCAUUGUAGACAUGUCACAUGUAGUGAUUGACCGACUGCUUAAGCUGUGUUUGGCCUUCUGAUUUGUUAAUAAAGUUUUUACCCAGUCGCUUAUUGUCCUUUAU